AUGGCCCUUCUCUGUGAGGACUGCAGCAUGGUGUUCAGCUCUGGGAGCCUGCUGCAGAGACAUCAGGCCCAGCUCUGUGUGGGGAAGGCUGCAGGAGACCCCAUAGCAGCACGCAAGGAGCCUGAAACUCAGGCCGCAGACCGUGGAAUAGGUGCUGAGCCUCGGAGAACAACGACCCCAGAGCUCAUCAAGAAGAGAAACAAUAACCAGGGAAUCAUUGCUGCCGCACCCAAUCCCGACCGAGUAGAAGAAGAGAAAAGACCUAGAAGACAAGAGAACCAUCCCCUGAAAACCCUUUCAGACGAGGUUCCAGGAGGUCGAGCCGGUCAGGACACCAGACUCAGGUUAAUGGAGGAGAGGACCGAGCUGCAUAAGACCCGGCUGGCCCAGAUACACGAUCACAACCAGCAGCUGCAGCGCCAGAGAGAAGAGCUCUUCCAACAGAUGGGUGCCCUUUCAGGGCAGACCACUGCUAGUCACCUGGAGAAUCUGCUGGUUCAGCAAAAGGACAAAGAAGACAGGAGCGAAGAAAUGCUCCGACAACUGACCCGGCGCCUCGACACACUACAGGUCGAAUCGAUAGCCACCAACCAGCCUGGUCCCGAUCGAAAUAGGGCCCAUUCCCUUAACUUUGACCUGUUAAGAUCUUCUACAGACGGGCCUCUUUCUUCCCAGAUAAGGGAGAUGCAGGCGGCCUAUGUGCAGUCUGGGGGGUCGGACCCGGGCCUUCUGGCCCAGAUGAUGGACCUCCAGCGAGAGGCCCAGCGGUUGGAGCAGGCCCCCCUAGAGGCCGAGGCCAAGGGGAGGAGGAAGAAGGUCAGGCCCUAUCGCCGGGGUCCGAACCGGGAGCUGCUGGCCCUGGAGGCCGAGAACCGGAGGCUGGAGCACGAGAUCCUUCAGAUCCAAGCAGUCCGGCCCUAUGGAGACCAAGGCUCCUCCUCUCUCUCUCUGGUGGAGGCGGAGCUUCAGCAGGAACAGCUCUACUGCAUGGUGGACAUCAAGGCAGAGAUGGAGGCUCUUCACCUGGAGAUCAGAGAGAGGAGCAGGGGCGUGGCCAGGACGUGCAGACAGGCCCCUCCACCCCCACCUCCAUCACAGCGCCCACCUCCCCCGGUUUACCCCGCCCAGCAGGCACCAAACCCCCUGGUGAGGUGGACGCGCUCCGUAGACGAAGGAUAUGACUCCGCCCCCGGGGACGUUCCGCGGAUGGACCGCCGUGACCCGCGGGUGGAGUUAGUCCUUUUCUACGACAUGGUGGUUGGUAUUGAUGCGAGGCUGAGCAUGCUUCGUCUGGUGUCGUCUCUCUACCUGGGGGAGCAGCAGGUGGGGCUGCCGGCCCCCCUGCCCUGUGUCCUGUGUCAACCGGGGGUAGAAAUGCCCUUUUCCCAACAACUGCCCCCAGGAGGCUACGCCCCCCUGCUGGUCAAACAGCCGGUACCCAGGAAAGUACACUUGUCAUUAGUUCCAUGGACUGUACUUUAAAUGUUAAUACUUUUCGUAUUAGAGAUUUUCUAUUUUUGUGCAUUAUUUUACCUGAAGUAAAACCUUUUUACUCCUGGUUGAAUUAAAAUAAAUGAUAUAUAAUGCAUAGAUUGAAAUAUAAUAAUUACAAUCAAUGGGCUUCUUGGCCAAAAAAGGGAAUGAGUGUUAGUGAUCUUUAGCAUGGGUUCCACUCUAGGAUUGAACAUUGGCACACAAUAGCAAAUUAAAACAUGAGUUUAUAGAUUUAUUCUCCUACUUUUCAGAUUUAUCUAUGUUUAAGGUGGUUUGCUAUCAUACUUCCCAUCCUGUGAGAACCUGUACAGACUCUCCCCUCCUCUGUUCCAGACUCUGCCCGUACCCCGGCCUCUGCCUGGUGCUGGAGGUCCACGGGCCAGGGGCGCGCCACGGUCCCAGGAGGCAGGAGAUGAUGUCUCUGGGCUGGGCACGGCUGGAGCUCUUUGACCUAAACAGCCAGCUCCACAGGGGUUAUUGGAAGGUUCCGGUUCGCAGCCUUCCAGUUACACCGGCCAAACAUCAAGUCGACCUCGACUCUGUGCCACAGGUGGGCCAUAUGGAGAUAUUGUUGCGUGUGGCCGGACCUGAAGGAGAUGUACCGGUUCAGCCUGGUUCCAGUGCUCCGGGGCAAUAUGAACAUCCCAUAGUGGUUUCUUCUCAUGCAGUACCUGUACCAGUCUCAGUAACGUCUUCAACAACGUCAUUGUUAAGCCAUGAGUUCCCCAUAACAGCCAAUCAAAGCUUCUCCGGUCCAAUUGACCAAAACGAGGAAGCCAACCAGAGUUCAGAGGAAGUGGACGACCAAAUAGGUACCGAGACUGGAUAUUUUGGGGCUUGAAAUUAAAUAAACACUGUUUGAGUAGGAUCAAUAGGACUUCAUUGGUGUUCUACAUGGUUUGAUUAGGUCAUUAGGAUUAUCUAAAUACUGCUGAAAGGCCAUGUGGCUUGUAUUAUAUCUCUCUACAUAUAUAUAUUCUAUGUUUGUUCUGAUUUCCUUUUGUUUGCAAGAUUAUUUUAUUUAUUAUAAAAUAUCAAUUAUUAUUAACCCACAUUUGUCCACUGUUUUCAAUGUAGCACAUUUGUAUGAAUAGAGUAUAUACAUCAAGGCAAGUCAAUUAGUCAGAUGAUCAUUUGGCAAGAUGACACAAAG
Messenger RNA from Gadus chalcogrammus (walleye pollock), 2647 nucleotides. RefSeq names its product coiled-coil domain containing 17 (gene ccdc17). The record is from RefSeq and is a predicted model, not a curated record. The transcript is spliced from 13 exons. NCBI's taxonomy places the organism in Eukaryota, Metazoa, Chordata, Actinopteri, Gadiformes, Gadidae. The coding region runs from base 1 to 1482 and encodes 493 amino acids.